CACACACAGCUUCGGGACAAGAUCUCACUAUCUGCUGAUCGUAGUUGUCUUGUCAUUUGGGAGGCACGCUAUGAACGUGUGUGUUUUUCUUUUUCUCAACCAAAAAAGAAGAGGGUUUCUGGUACACAGUGGCCCCCCCACACACACACACAUGGGAGGACCCAUAAGGACCCAUAAGGAAAAAAACACAUAGAGUUGGGGGUGGUCCCGUUUCUGAACAAAAAACGACUUGGACCAUACUGUUUAAUGGGGUAUUCCACUAUCUAGGAUUUAGUAAUGGUGGCGAUGAUGGGGGUGACGGGGGGACGUGGGUGCAAAAAAGUUUGGCAGUGGUGGGUUAUUUGAUCUGUGGACUUUCUGGACUCGACUGACAGACGGCGCUUUUUAACCUUUUUGCAAGUAUAUGUGUGUGUGUGUGUGGAUGUGGGUUAGCGAUUUUUUGUGCGCUUGCCACCAGAGGCAUGAUAAAGAUGGGGGGCAGCGAAACGCUCAUAUAAAAGAGUUGCAGUACGUUCGACCCUCUCUCUCUUUCGUACUCAAAAUCUAGUUCAUACCUCAACUCUCCAAACACACACAUACACACAAGUUUUUGUUCGUUUAAAGCGCAGACCCCCCACUCUCUCGUUCACUCGCUCGCCGCCAAGUUACUCUUACAAGUUGUUUGUCACUUUUACAUAUUCUUUUUGAUGGACCAAUCUGUUUGCUUCCUCCCACCCAUCCAAGUUUCCAAGAGCUACGACUGGCUAAUGGACACCCAACCCAACACCCAACCCAACACACAUCCCACUCACAAAAUGAACGAACCGCUAUCACCCCCCGAUGACCAACCACCCUCGUAUCGCCAAAUAAAGAGUCCCACAUUCAUGGCACCCCCACGGACCUCCUCCAUUAAAUCCCAACCGCAACGAGGUCUUCAUCCCGUCGUGAUCCCUCAACCUUCCCCCCUGACGCGCAUCAUGAUGCCCUCACCUCCCGUGUCCCCACGUACCCCAACCUUUUCACCAGGACAACGGACCUCGGCAUCGUCAUUUGGUUCUACGUCCACAUCUACUUCGUCGGCCUCUACAUUGUCUACCUCUACUUCGUCGUCUGGAUCUUCCACAUAUAAACCUGAUCGUCAGGUAUUCAUGAAACAGUGGAUGCGGAUACUGGAUGAUGCCGAAAGAAUGGUGGUGAGAGGCGAGAUGGAAAAGGAUCGGGGCAGGAAUCUGUAGAUGGAUUAUGUUUUUUUUUUUUUGUAUAUACUGUAGAUAUACCUUUUGGAUGGGGAAACUUGUUGUUUUCCUCUAUUUCUCUUUGUAAUAUUUCUGGGAUAUUAUGUUGCUUAAUAUCUGGGAUAAAUGAGAUGUAUUUUUCGAUAUAAACACGCCGUGAAUAUCGUUUUGAGA
Messenger RNA from Spizellomyces punctatus DAOM BR117, 1388 nucleotides. RefSeq lists its product as uncharacterized. The transcript has a single exon. The coding region runs from base 687 to 1214 and encodes 175 amino acids. The record is from RefSeq and is a predicted model, not a curated record. NCBI's taxonomy places the organism in Eukaryota, Fungi, Chytridiomycota, Chytridiomycetes, Spizellomycetales, Spizellomycetaceae.